AACGCUUUAGGUUCUGGAUUCUGCAGAUUUAUGGUCUGAACUUCAUUUGUAAGGUGGAAGAAAACCAAACAUUUUAUUUCACCUUCAGAGUAUAAAUGUAUUCCUAUAAGUUGCACCAGUUUGAGUCAUUUCCCUCAUCAGCAUCAUUAACUUCCUGGGGAAGCAGGUCUUCUGCACUGCAUGAUAGGAAAAUAAAACCCUGCGAGGAAACCUUAGCGUCUCGCUUCAGGCUCUUCAGAAAGACUUUCAUCUGUAUUUCCUCCUGGUGGAGAGGAAGUGGAGAAAAUGAGGAUUAAUUUCAUCAACAGUCCUCAACGUUUCCAACCUUCAGCCUAAAUCAUCAGAGCAGCUCUUCUUCUGAAAAGCCUUUCGGAUCUCAGCAGCCGCUCCCGCUGCUCACAGGAACCCGGGCCAACACCGAUUCAUGCCAACCCUCGUGACCGACUCCCCCUGGGCUGAGGCCGCGCCGCGCCAUCACACGCAGGAGAGUCGGCGGACGGACAGUCGGUGGACGGACAGUCGGGCGGCUGAGGUUUAGGCUCAGGACGACCGAAGUCAGAUUUCACGUUGGGAACGGCGGGAAGUCGGAUCGGCGGACGCUCUGGGCAUGUGGCGGUAGGACCGGCCGGCCACCAUGUUUUGCAUGGCAAAGGUGAGGCGUCGCUCGCUCCUCUGUUUGGGUCAGGAUGUUGGGUCAGAGCAGGACAGGAAAAGCACAUUGCGUCUUCCAGCGUCAUGUUUAACCCUUCAGGAGCUCAAACACUCCAGCGCCACAAAGAUCUUUUCUCCAGCACCUGCAGCUCAGUGGUCUUUACCUCCAUAGGGGGGUGGAGGCAAGGUGCUGCAGAUCUGGGCAGUGGGGGAGAUUUUCCUUCCCUUAAACUUUAGUGACAGCAGCUAGACCGGAGGCUAGACUUUGUCACACUGCCUCUGCAGCCCUCCUCCUCCUCAGCAUCCCUCUCCCCUCCCCACAACACGACUCCGCUCCUCUCCAGUCGCGCUGCAGCGUGUGAGACUGGAAGGCAGCCUCGGUGUGUGUGUGUGUGUGUGUGUGUGUGUGUGGAGGGAGAGAGCGGAGCGAGGCUUUCCCAGAGCAGAGCAGCAGCAGCAGCAGGAGGAGGUGAGCGGGAUGAUGAUGGAAGCCAGCUUUGACACAGAGGAGAGUUUUGAUGAUCCGUCCUGUCUCGCCCCGCAGCCCCCCGGCUCCGUGUCGCCGGCCAAGAGGCAGAUCGCCGAGGUCAAGGAGACCAAGAUCACAAUAAACUGUGUGACGUUCCCGCUGCCAGGAGAAGGUCCGGAGCAGCAGCUCCUCAAGCCCAACGAAUGGAGCUACUGCGAUUAUUUCUGGGCCGACAGGAAGGACCCGCAGGGGGCCGCCCACGUCACGGGCUUCGAGGUUCUGCUGCAGAAGCAGCUGAAGGGGAAACAGCUGCAGAAGGAGAUGGCCGAGUUCAUCCACGAGAGGAUAAAGAUUGAGGAAGAAUACGCCAAAAACCUGUCCAAGCUGUCGCUGAGUCCGCUGGCAGCGCAGGAGGAAGGGACUCUGGGAGAGGCCUGGACUCAGCUGAAGAAGAGCCUCCAUGACGAAGCUGAAGUUCACCUCAAGUUCUCCAGUAAGCUGCACACAGAGGUAGAGAAACCGUUGCUGACGUUCAGAGGCGACAACUUCAAGAAGGAUCUGAAGAAGUACGACCACCACAUCGCCGACCUGAGGAAGCAGCUGGCCAGCCGCUUCGCCGGCGUGGAAAAGGCUCGUAAAGCCCUGGCAGACCGGCAGAAGGAUCUGGAGGUGAAGACGCAGCAGCUGGAGGUCAAACUCAGCAACAAGACAGAGGAGGACAUAAAAAAGGCGAGACGGAAAUCCACACAAGCAGGAGAUGAUCUGAUGCGAUGCCUGGAUCUCUACAAUCAGACUCAGUCCAAGUGGUUUGAGGAAAUGGUCACAACCAGCAUGGAGCUGGAGAAGCUGGAGGUGGAGCGGGUCGAAUGGGUUCAGCAGCACCUGCGUCAGUACACCACCCUGCGGCACGAAACGGACAUGUUCAACCAGAGCACGGUGGAGCCGGUGGACCAGCUGCUGCAGAGCAUGGAUCCAGCCAAAGACAGGGAGCUGUGGGUGAAAGAGAACAAAACCGGCGAGGUUCGGCCUGUGGACCUGGACAUUUAGACCCGGAUGCCCUCAGGGUCACCGGGUCCGGGGAGGUCUGAGAGCGGCCCGGUUGGCGGACGGUGCAUGUGCAGCCUGCUGAGCUCUGACAUUAAUCACAACGAGGGAAGAUCGAACGCAGUCCUGGAAAACAAACGGAUCAAAGAACCAGCAUGUUCCUCCUAAACCUCACCCGUCAUUAAAGCGUUAGCUUACUGAAUGCCAUAUAGCGUACUCUGCUGUUUACCUGUUGUAAAUUAUAUAUAUAUGAAAAAAAUCUAUGUUCUUUAAAAGCUUAAAUUUAGCUUCAGUCAACUUGUUUCCAUUUUGUGCUAACCAAAAGAAAGGAGAGCUACAGUCUUAUUGUGGACGUUAACUUUAUUUUGGAUACAGAUUCUGAAACUGACUGAGGUAUGAUGAUGAAUAUAUUUUGAUAUUUCUUCCUGGUUCAUUUCGGUGGGGAUGCAUGUUCAACCCUCCAUGAUGGUGGUUUUGAUGUUGCCCAUUGAAUUUGCACAAGGUGAUCUGUGUUUUUAAUUUAGGCUCUUUCUGCAACAGAAACGUUCAGCCUCCUCACAUGUUCAGAGCGUCCAGCGUUUGGAACGGAAAUUCAACUCCCAACAUCAAAUUCAGGCCCGGGUCCGAUUGGGAUCCAGUCUGCGGGAAAAGGUGGUCCAAGUUACACGAAACACCUUUUAGUGCCUCUCAGUUUCUAUACCUGGAAUGUCCUUGAUAUAUUCUCUGCAUCAGUGUACAUUUGUAGAUACUGGUUAGAUGUAUUUUGCUGUGAAACGUUUUGACAGAUCUGCAGACGUUCAGGCAGGCGAGGUGUUUACACUCUACAACGUUGUUUAUUUUUGGUAAACAUGCAGGGAAUAUUUUACGGUGGUGUUCAGCAGCAGAAAGCAACAUUGAUCAAUUUGUGUGCUGAUUAACAGAUGAUUCGAUUAUGCAUUUCUAGAUUGGGUGGAUCCAGUUGCAGCACCAAGCCAGACGAAGCCCAUCAGAUCCCCGUCUGCAUGAAGAGUCAGUGUUCACGUGUGCAUUUCUCUGUCUUCACAUUUCCUCUGGUCUCUCUGUCUUCGGUUUAUUUGCUCUUUUAAUUCAGCUGCAAAGCACAAAAAAUAUUUUGAUGAAAGAUAAAUGUAAACUAAUGUUUUAAGUAUACAUUUUUAUUCUUAGUUUUGUGAAGAAGAGGAAAACGAUCCUGUUUUCAUCCCACCUGGCUACAUGUGCAGGCUUCGGUAGUGUAUUUGUUGUAGAGGUUUCAUCGUCGUGCGUCGGUGUUGUGCACUAAAUGUUGUUGUGUUCCAACUAAAUGUUCCUGAUAGGAGUUUGAUGAUGACGUAACGGUUGACCUAACUGGCCUGUGUGGUGACUGUUUACAUUAAAUUCCGUGUUUUCAGAAUGUUUUGAUCAUACGUGACCUCUGUCCCGAUCGUGAACCGAGGAAUGCAGUGUACAAAAUAAAUCUCCUCUGAAAAUUAAACGGUGCAGUGUCAUUACGUAACGCUACAGGGAAGUCAGGAUUGUAGAAAUGUUCCAUCAGUGGAAAGAUGAAUUUCUAAAUGAAAUUAUAUGCUGUUUGCAAGGACAACAGGUGCAGUACAUCUCUUGUAGCCAACCAUAACUUUAUUGUUUCCUGUGUUCUUGACAUUAGAUACUGUAUUAGAAAUAUCUGGAUACAAACAUGGAGAAAACUGUUGGAAAUAACCUGAAAGACAGAAAAAAUAACUUAAAAUUAACCAAUGGAAAUCAGAAAUUAUUUUUGAAAUGUAGUUCAAUAGGUUUGUCAUUCGUUGUUUUUUGAUAAAUAUUGUAACAAAGUUUAUGAGUUAGCAAACGGCAUCUUUCGUCCUGAACACAUCCCCGGUCGGCCCCACACCUGGCCACGCCCCUCACUGAAAUGCAACUACGUCACUUAAUCGUUUGAGGAGCCAUGACGGACGUCGGAGUGACGGACGGGACUAUUGAGGCGAGCGACUGAAAUUGGUUUCCUCAAAUUGUUUUUGCCAGUUUAUUCAUGGCUCCUCCUUGUUCGAGUCGAAGUAAUUUGUCUGUGAUUGUAACUCACCUGGUUGGGGCUCAUAGAUGGCGGGACUUUCAAAAGUUGCUAACAGCUAGCUUACGGUACUUCCUCCCUCCUGACGCCUGAAUUCAAGCCACACAUGGCGGUGCAGCAUCGUCUCCAUGAUGGUUAGAUGUACCUUCUCCUUAUAUUUGAUAUUUUAAUCAUACUUACUCAUAAAGUAUAUGAACGUUUGUCUUCUUACCCUGUAAAAAAUAUUCGCUGCGAACCCGCGGUUACACCGAGGGCUAACGGUCACUGUGAUCCAUCCAUCGCCACCAUAUCCUUCCUCAUUAAAGGUUAUAAAAUAAAAUGACAAGUUUGUUUGUGUAGCUGACGGCGCAACAUCUUGUGACCAUUUUUAAACUGAAAUCAACUAUUGUACUAGCUUUGAAGGAAAGAUAGUUUUAACAUCUGUCAUGGCGGAGUUCUGGGGAGCGUGACGUCAUGCGCAAAGGCUCUAUCGACUCCGCCCACUUUUCUGGAAUAUUUUUAUAGUUGUAGGGGCAGGCGAAGCUUUCACAGCGGGGUUGUUACACUUUAAGGAAAUCUGUAGAUAUUACUCUGUUUUUGUGUGUUUCCACUUCACAUACUACUACAUGUCAGGAUAUAUUUGAGCUUUUAAAAUCGGAAGUACUAAGUGUUUUAGAGUUUGUCACAAGUAUUUCCAGUUUGGAGCUGUGAUCCUGACCUGCGUUUUGCUGCCUUUCUUGACUGAAAUGAAUUCAACACCAUCCAAAUCCUCUGAGUUGUAUGUGGCUUUCAUUUCCAAAAAAUAAACUCUCAAAAUGUACUUUGCUCGAUUCAGCAAUAAAUG
This is a messenger RNA of Gambusia affinis (western mosquitofish), 5031 nucleotides long. RefSeq names its product growth arrest-specific 7a (gene gas7a). Gene Ontology annotation, molecular function: actin filament binding. Lineage: Eukaryota; Metazoa; Chordata; Actinopteri; Cyprinodontiformes; Poeciliidae. The transcript is spliced from 10 exons. The coding region runs from base 1130 to 2167 and encodes 345 amino acids. Gene Ontology annotation, cellular component: actin filament; plasma membrane; cytoplasm. The record is from RefSeq and is a predicted model, not a curated record. Gene Ontology annotation, biological process: actin filament polymerization; neuron projection morphogenesis.